Messenger RNA from Nicotiana tabacum (common tobacco), 654 nucleotides. NCBI's taxonomy places the organism in Eukaryota, Viridiplantae, Streptophyta, Magnoliopsida, Solanales, Solanaceae. The record is from RefSeq and is a predicted model, not a curated record.
AUGACGAAUGACAAUGGAAACCAAGUUGUUCCAAUGGAAGAUGUUCCUAUGCUAUUCGAUGAAACUCCAGAGACUGAACGCUUUCUGGUGAUUGAGGCUUGGCAGCAUUCACAUUUUUUGUGCAAGAAUUAUAUUCUAAGCGGGCUGGAGGAUGCUUUGUAUAAUGUCUACAGUGGUGUGGAAACUUCAAAAGAACUAUGGAUUGCGCUUGAAAAGAAAUACAAAACUGAAGAUGCCAGGUUGAAGAAGUUCGUUGCUACAAAGUUUUUGGACUAUAAAAUGGAGUGGUGGAUUGAUUCUGGAGCCACUCGCCAUAUUUGUGCGGUUAGAGAAGCUUUUGCUACUUAUGCUCCUGUUGGAUCCGAUGAGACGCUUUUUAUAGGAAUUGAUGCAAUGGCCAAGAUUGAAGGAUCAAUUCUUUUUCAAGGAAAUAUUUCAGGACUUCAAGUGUUCAAAAAUGGAGAAUGGAUUGGCGUUGAGCCUCUUCCUUAUAAUGCAUUUGUGGUGAACACAGGACUCUCUGUAAUUACAAUAAUGAUAAUGCAGGUGAUUAGCAAUGGAAUGCUGAAAAGUGCAGAACAUCGAGCUGUGACUAAUUCGAAAGAUGCACGGACGAGAAUGGUGACUAUCAUUUGUACAGUGUCAUUUAGGUAA